This is a messenger RNA of Acinonyx jubatus (cheetah), 1843 nucleotides long. It is a transcript of the gene SRPRB, whose product is annotated as SRP receptor subunit beta. Gene Ontology annotation, cellular component: signal recognition particle receptor complex. The record is from RefSeq and is a predicted model, not a curated record. Gene Ontology annotation, biological process: protein targeting to ER. The transcript has 7 exons. Lineage: Eukaryota; Metazoa; Chordata; Mammalia; Carnivora; Felidae. The coding region runs from base 64 to 879 and encodes 271 amino acids.
GGCCGCCUGCGCAGAGGCCAGGGCCACGUUGCUUUCGCGGCGCUGGAGACACGCAUCUCAGCCAUGGCUUCCGCGGAGUCGCGGCGGAUGGGGAAUGGCGGCAGUGUCGGGGGCGCCUUCCAACCCUACUUAGACUCCUUGCGGCAGGAGCUACAGCAGAGGGACCCGACGCUGCUGUCAAUCGUGGUGGCGCUUCUCGCAGUGCUGCUGACGCUGGUGUUCUGGAAGUUCAUCCGCAGCAGAAGGAGCAGUCAAAGAGCUGUUCUUCUUGUUGGCCUGUGUGACUCUGGGAAAACAUUGCUCUUUGUCAGAUUGUUAACUGGCCUUUAUAGAGACACUCAGACAUCGAUCACUGACAGCUCUGCUCUGUACAGAGUCAACAAUACCAGGGGUGCUAGCCUGACCUUGAUUGAUCUCCCUGGCCAUGAGAGCUUGAGACUUCAAUUCUUAGAGCGUUUUAAGGCUUCAGCCAGGGCUGUUGUGUUUGUUGUGGAUAGUGCAGCCUUCCAACGAGAGGUGAAAGAUGUGGCAGAGUUUCUCUAUCAAGUUCUCAUUGACAGUAUGAGUUUGAAGAACACACCGUCAUUCUUAAUCGCCUGCAAUAAGCAAGACAUUACAAUGGCAAAAUCUGCAAAAUUAAUUCAGCAGCAGCUUGAGAAAGAACUCAACACUUUACGAGUCACCCGUUCUGCUGCCCCCAGCACACUGGACAGUUCCAGCACUGCCCCUGUUCAGCUGGGAAAGAAAGGCAAAGAAUUUGAGUUCUCACAGUUGCCCCUCAAAGUGGAGUUCCUGGAGUGCAGUGCCAAGGGCGGAAGAGGGGACGCUGGCUCUGCUGACAUCCGGGACCUGGAGAAAUGGCUGGCUAAAAUCGCCUGAGGGGCAGAGCUAAAGUGCAGGAUAGUUGAACUUGUAUGUGUGUGGAAAAGGGUGUGGUAGCCUUGAGUUGAUAAAGAAGGGGUACAGAAUGUAAUAAGAAACAUUUUCUUGUUCUGGAAACAAAUUACUGUCGAAAGUAACUUGGAAUUUUUGUUUUUAAGUUUAGUUCUCCCUCAUUGCUUUCUUUUAUUUGUGUGCUUCCCUUUGUUAAGGUGUUGUCCCUUUAACAUAAGCUUGACGUAAGGUUAGGAGGGUAUUAUGAGAAUAUGAUUAUCAUCUGAAAAUUUCUUAUCCUCUGCCUCUGUGCUUUAGUCCCUUUUGCUGAAAACAAACCUGUCUGUAUAUGGAACUAGUUGAUUUCCAUUUGUCCUUGGCUGGUUCACGGUCAAUACAUCAUCUGGUCCUUUGUGAAUUCUCAGAUGUGUGGGUGUAGUUACAAGGUGGUCUCCUGACAUGUGAAGACAGGUAGAAAACAGCAAGGCUGUGUUGACAGCGGGUCUGUUUUUCAUCAGCUUGGUGACUUGUCCACACUCCAGCCUCAUAACACUUAGGUUUCAAAAACAUGCCCUGAACCCUUGGAGUCAUUCCCAGAUGACAGAACUGUAAAUGCUAAAUCCCCAUUGCCAAGGGCCUCGUGUGUUCUGGUGGUUUCCCUUAAUUGAGGAGUCUGUGGAGAUUUAGAAACUGUUGUGGUUUUCUGGAUGGCCAAGGGCUCCUGGAUGUGUUCGUGUGCUGUUUGGCCCCUGUUUUGUACUCCUAGCUAGAAUGCAGUGGAACACAUAGGAAUGAUAAAAGUUCUCCAUAGUUUUAACCAGCAGUGAAUAUACACUUUAAAAAAGAAAAGUCAGCCUCAAAGUGAUGCUCUUUGUUGUCUUCUUGAAUGUUGGCUUUUUAAAUGGCUUUUAUAAAUUAUUAAUGCGUUUCUUGGCAAAUAAAAUAACCUGUCUGGCUCAAAGCGAUGAAA